AUGGAGAGGUUUGAAGAAAGUAAUGCAAGUAAAGAUAAUCUAUUAGAACCAACAAGUUUAUAUGAUUCUACUACAGAUGAGGAGGAUGUAAAAGCUACAAUCAAACCUCGUUUAUCUCCACUUCCUAGAAGACGUAGCUCUGUGUCUUCAGAUGAUGGAGACCUGGAGCCACCACCUACAGUAGCAAGGAAAGUGUCCUUUGCAGAUGCUUUUGGAUUCGAUCUGGUAUCAGUUAAAGAGUUUGACACAUGGGAAAUUCCAAUUGUAACACCAAGCUUUGCAAUGGAAAGCAUUAAAAUUGAGGAAUUUUAUUUAACACCAAGCUUUAUCUUGCCUCCAGUUGGUGGAAUUAUGGAAAAGGUGCAUGCAAAAAAAGUGACACUGGAAUCGGUGGAUUUCAUCCCAGGUGUAUCAUCCAUGAAGGGGAUUAUUCGAGUUCUCAAUGUUUCUUUUGAAAAACAGGUCUACGUUAGAAUGUCACUGGAUGACUGGCACAGCCAUUAUGAUAUAUUGGCAGAAUAUUUACCGGACUCUUGUAAUGGAGAGACAGAUCAAUUCUUUUUUACAUUAUCGUUGGUCAGCCCAUAUCAAAAAGAGGGAGCAAAAGUGGUUUUCUGUAUAUGCUAUGAAACAGCAGUUGGUACCUUUUGGGAUAACAAUGAUGGACAAAAUUAUGUACUUACGUGUCAGAAGAAGGAACAAAUUGUAGAAGUUGAUAUGGUUCCAGAUGAGGAAAUAGACAAAAAUAAGAAAAGCUGUUUAAAGCCUUCACUAAGCAAAGAAGAUGAAGAAUCAGAUGUUUUUCAGGCAGAAAUUCCGGCAGCAACAGAGAAAUUUAUUCCGAGAAUAAUUUGUUCACAUGAUGACUUUUCUGAAAAUAACAAUAGUGAAGAAAAAGAAGAUACAAGUGAAGAAAAGAACAAUGAGGACGAAAGCGAUGUGCAAUUGUUUCUAAGCCAACGACUCAUGAAUGCCAGAAUCACUUCUGGGUUUUCUGAAAAAGCUAUUUUACCAAAUGAUCAACAAGUGGAUGAAAGAAAUGAAUAUCUGAAAAAUAUGUAUUCUGGCACAUCAGAUUCACAACAGCUGGAGGAAUGUGAUGAAAGUGGAGAAUAUCUUCCUUUCACUGAGGUUACCCCAUGUAAGGACACUAAGGACUUUAUCUAUUUGCUAAGCAGUGACCAUCAUUCUGGACAAUACCAAGAACUCACAAAGACACAGGAAUGUUUGGAUGGAAGUGAAGAAACAGAUUUAUAUGAACAUGACUCAGAAAUAAAUGAACUGGAAAAAAUCUCCCCAGUGAUCAUCGAUGAAGUAUCAUACAGGGAACCAAGUCUGCGGUCAUCAUCUAGAGAGCAAAGUGAGGACUUCCUAAGUGACAGCUGUCUUAAAAUAUCAGAAACUCCAUGUAUUGUACAAGCUGACACCAUGCAGUUAACAGACAUAGAGGAAGUUUUAGAUGAUAAUGCAAAUCCAAAUUUUAGCCACAGCAUAGUUACUUUGCCUUACUUUUCAACACAAGACACAAAGGGAAUAAAAGAUGAGCAAAGUGAGAAAAAUAAAAGUGAAACAAUUGAGAAUGACACACUCCCGCCAGUAACAACAGAACAUACAGAGCAAGAACAUCUCAUCUUAUUUUCACAGAAGGAUGACUUCCAGAAUCCUUUAUAUAACAGUGAAUCUUCCAGUAGCAAUGUCAUUGAAAAGGAAAAUACAGAACCAAAUGAAAAGGUUUGUAGCUUUACAUCUUCAGGUGAUACUUUCCUGUUUAGCGAGGGCAAAGCGAGAGACAUAAGAGAAGAUGAAACAGCCCAAAAUACAAAUCUUACUGCUUCCUUGAGCAAAGAUACAAAACAAGUAGAUGAUGAAACCAAUCUAUCAGGUGACAAACAAUACAUUACUACUAGGAAGGAUAAAGAAAUCCCAUAUUCUGACAUUACAACUGCUUCUUUGUCCAAAAAAUAUUAUCUCACAGACCCAGAUAGCCAAGGUGAUCAGGUACAUGAAAAUAUACAGGUCACUGAUGACAAGGAUGUGACAUCAGAAACAGGUGAUCACAGAGAUAAAGAUGUACGUGCAGUUUAUGAUUCAGAAAAAGAAUCAACAGUGCUUGACUUCUCUCCAUCAAUAGCUUGUACUGCAGCUCAAUAUGUCUCCCAGAGCACAUUGCAUGAAUGGAAUGCAAAGCUGGGAAGCCUUCCAAGUGAGCAGACACAAGCACACAAGGUUAUCAUUGCUAAGAUAACAGAAGAAAAAGGUCAAAGUCAAAGAGGAUCUCAAGAUAGACAGGGUAGUAAAGGCUCCUAUAUGGAUAUUGGGUAUAGUGAGAAUGAAAGCACGCAACAAGGAAUGGAUGAGAAGUCAGAACAAAAAGUUACAUCUGCCUCAGGGAGUAACAUAGAACUCAUAAAGGAGAACAUGUUGGAAACCAGUGAUAUUUCACAUAUAUCCACAGAAGAUGUACAUUAUUGGGGUGUGACAUAUAUUUCCAAAGGACAAAAUGAAUUAGAACAUUAUGAUGGCAGGUCAAAUGGUUUAGUUGGGCAAAGCGCAGUAGAAUAUGAUGUUCCAGGUACUCUCUUCACUAGUGGUAAUACAAAACUGGGGCAGAAUUUAAAUGGAAGAUCAGAGGAGGACGUGGCAGCUAAAAAGGAGACUGUUGAUUUCACAGAACCUUCACAACUGGUUAUUACAGAAGAUAAAGAAAAUGUGGAUAAUGUACAGGCUAAUAUGGAAAAGAGAUCUUUUCAAUCCAUUCUUAUCAGUGAACCCCAUGAUGAAGGGAAUGCUCAAAGGUCGGAAGCAGAACAUAGAGAGCUGGAGGAUACACAAUACUAUCCUCAUGAUGAUCAGACAACAAGUCUUGACCAGCAGACUGGCACAAUUGUCACAGAGCCCAUGAAUAUGGGUCACAUAAGCUCUAAGGUCUUGUGUUUUCUAAUGUUUGUGGUGUUUGCUGGCCUUAUGUAUCAUUUUGAUUUUCUGGUAUGUUUUGGCCUCUACCUUUUUUCAUUAUACUGGCUAUACUGGGAGGGUGGCAGAAAUAAAAAUCCUGUUAAAAAGGAGUAA
This is a messenger RNA of Hyla sarda, 3069 nucleotides long. It is a transcript of the gene PPP1R3A, whose product is annotated as protein phosphatase 1 regulatory subunit 3A. The coding region runs from base 1 to 3069 and encodes 1022 amino acids. The record is from RefSeq and is a predicted model, not a curated record. Gene Ontology annotation, cellular component: protein phosphatase type 1 complex. Gene Ontology annotation, molecular function: glycogen binding; protein phosphatase 1 binding. Gene Ontology annotation, biological process: regulation of glycogen biosynthetic process. The transcript has 5 exons. Lineage: Eukaryota; Metazoa; Chordata; Amphibia; Anura; Hylidae.